ACAUUGGGGUUCAUUUUCAGAGCAGAGUUUAAAGACUACAAGAAUGUGACAGUGAUACCCUUCUUCCGACUUCCAAAACGCUUCCGCUGUCAUCUUAAAGAAACACACACGCCUCUCAUCAAGCAUCAUCAUUCUUUUCUUUGAUAUUAUUGGAGUGGAUCGGGGUGAUACAGUUGGUAUUGUGAUAGGCUGGGGCGGAUUAGAAUGACCCUGAUUCGCUGUUGUCUCUGAACCCUUUCUGGCUCGUAACAAAGGCUCAGCGGUGACUUGUCACUUGUGUUCUACCAGCUGCGACACUCGGUGCUCGAUUGCUUUCGACUGUAAGGACCAUGGCGGAUACAUGGGAUAAUGUUACAAUUCCUGAGUUCAACUCCCUUCUUCAAAUGGAUCCCUACCUCAAACAGUACGAAAAGGACUUCAGGAGGAGGUAUGGACUGUUUGAGAAGCGUCUGUUCCUCCUGGAGGAGGCAGAAGGGGGCUUUGAUCAGUUCACUAGAAGCUACAGGACCUUUGGCGUGAACCGCAUGGCUGACAACAGACUGGUGUUGAGGGAGUGGGCCCCAGCCGCGGAGGCCCUGUUCCUUACUGGAGACUUCAAUGGUUGGGACAACUUCUCUCACCCGUAUGAGAAGAAAGAGUUUGGAAAAUGGGAACUGUGUCUGCCCCCCAAGUAUGACAAGUCACCAGCCAUCGAACACAACACCAAACUCAAGGUUGUGGUCCACACUAAGAAAGGGGAGCGUCUGUACCGCAUUUCACCUUGGGCCAAGUACGCCAUCCAGGCCGAGAAACAAGUCAUCUAUGACUGGGUCCACUGGGACCCUCCUCAACCUUACCUGCACAUCCACCCUCGCCCCAAGAAGCCCCAGAGUUUACGGAUCUACGAGUCCCACGUGGGCAUCGCCUCACCUGACCCUAAAGUCGCCUCCUACACCAACUUCACAACCAAUGUCCUGCCUCGAAUAAAAGACUUGGGGUACAACUGUAUUCAGCUGAUGGCUGUCAUGGAGCAUGCAUACUAUGCCAGCUUUGGUUAUCAGGUCACAAGCUUCUUUGCUGCAUCCAGUCGUUACGGGACACCAGAGGAGUUGAAACAGCUGAUUGACACCGCCCACUCCCUGGACAUCGUCGUCCUAUUGGACGUGGUCCAUAGCCACGCCUCCCAGAACACGGAGGAUGGGCUUAACUCUUUUGAUGGCUCCGACUCCUGCUUCUUCCACUCCCCUCCGCGCGGGGAGCAUGCUCUCUGGGGCAGCCGCCUCUUCAACUACUCCAGCUGGGAGGUGCUGAGGUUCCUGCUGUCUAACCUGCGUUGGUGGAUGGAGGAGUAUCGUUUUGAUGGCUUCAGGUUCGAUGGGGUUGAAUCAGCAUUUUGGAUUCAUAUUGGGCAUCAUCAUGGCAUUGGCAGUAUGUUUUCAGGAGACUACUCGGAGUACUUUGGUCUUCAGGUGGAUGAAGAUUCCCUGGUCUAUCUGAUGACAGCUAAUCAUGUCCUGCACACCCUGUAUCCUGACUGCAUCACCAUCGCAGAGGACGUAUCAGGGAUGCCAGCUGUGUGCCGGUCCGUGGCAGAGGGAGGGUUGGGCUUCGACUACCGUCUUGCCAUGGCCAUUCCAGAUAAAUGGAUCCAGAUUCUGAAGGAGUUAGCAGACGAGGCCUGGGACAUGGGUAACAUUGUCUACACUCUGACAAACAGACGAUAUGGAGAGAACUGCACAUCUACAUUAAGGUCUCUGGUAGGUGAUAAGUCCCUGGCCUUCUGGCUGAUGGAUAAAGAGAUGUACACCAACAUGAGUUCCCUGAUCCCCAUGACUCCCGUCAUCGACCGAGGCAUCCAGCUACAUAAGAUGAUCCGCCUCCUCACACACGCUCUGGGGGGAGAAGGCUACCUCAACUUCAUGGGUAAUGAGUUCGGCCACCCAGAGUGGCUGGACUUCCCUCGGAAGGGUAAUAAUGAGAGUUAUCACUACGCCAGGCGUCAGUACGACCUGCUGGACACUGACCACCUCCGUUACAAACAGCUCUAUAACUUUGACCGGGACAUGAACCGUACCGAGGACAAGUAUGGCUGGCUGGCUGCACCACCGGCGUUUGUGAGUGCCAAGCACGAGGGAGACAAGGUGAUAGUGUUCGAGAGAGGCAACGUGCUGUUUCUGUUGAACUUCCACCCAACCAGGAGCCAGACCAACUACAGGGUGGCUGUGGCCUCGCCUGGGAAAUACACCAUCAAGCUGGACAGUGAUGAGGUGCAGUACGGAGGCCAUGGCAGACUGGACCACAACACAGAGUUUUUUACUGAACCACAGCCCUUCAACGAGAGAGACAACUCUAUGCUGGUGUACAUCCCCUGCAGGACAGCUCUGAUCCUGGGUAAUGACGACACCGAGUCCUGUUAUUAGAGCUCUGCUACUACUGACGCUCGCUACCAACAGGAACAGACACCCAGCUGGCGCCAACCUCAAGUGUUAUCAACCAACCACUGUCCGUUUUUUUUUUUUUCAGUGUCAACUAACCAUACGCCACUAAUGCCCCGCCCCCUUUCCCUCCCACCCUUCCCCAUUUUUCACAACUGUUGUGAGUUCCUAUGUUUUUUCCAUACACCUUUAACAAUAGUUAGCAGAUGAUCAUAUUAACAUAAUCUGUAAUACAGCAAGUUGUUUCCCACUAUGACCGAGUCGGGGCCUUGCUAUGACCGAGUCGGGGCCUUGCUGAAUAGCUGAUUAUAUGUUAAACUAAUAUGAUGUAACUCAGGAUGAGGGUUGCAGAAUUCCACUAACUAAUUUCAGGAAUCAGAGAUGAAUAAAGCAGGAAAACCUGGACUUUUUGGGGGGGGAAGUUCCCGUAAUUCUGCCAUUUCCAUAGUAUAUAUCGUUCAUAUUUUGAGUCCAUCCACCCACCACUAGUUUGCCAAGCCUUGGUAUGACACCUACAACACUUGAAAAGAAACCGUGGUACAGGGAUAUGGUAAUGCUAACAUGCUAACAUAAAGCAUUACUUGUGGUACGGUAAUGCUAACAUGCUAACAUAAAGUAUUACUUGUGGUACAGUAAUGCUAACAUAAAGCAUUGCUUGUGGUACAGUAAUGCUAAAUGCUAACAAAGUAUUACUUGUGGUACAGUAAUGCUAACAUAAAGUAUAACUUGUGGUACAGUAAUUCUAACAUAAAGCAUUGCUUGAGUUACAGUAAUGCUAACAUGCUAACAUAAAGCAUUACUUGUGAUACAGUAAUGCUAAUGCAGUUAGCGAUAGUACUACCUUCUCCACUGAUUCCAGCAUGCACAGGCUUGUAAUAAUAUUAUUUUACAUAUAUUGCAUUAAGAUCUGUGUGCUAUUUAUAUACAAAUACAAUACGCAUGCAAUUUUUGAUGUACAAUUUAAUGCUUAUGAUUUUGUAUUUAAAUUCCAACAAUGUUUUGAAAUUGGCCAUCCGAAAGUGUAUACUAUAAGAGUGUGUACUAUUUAAAAGUGUAUACUAUAAGAGUGUGUACUAUUUAAAAGUGUAUACUGUAAGUGUGUACUAUUUAAAAGUGUAUACUAUAAGAGUGUGUACUAUUUAAAAGUGUAUACUGUAAGAGUGUGUACUAUUUAAAUCAAACAGGACAGGAAAAAAAGUUACCAGUCAUGCAUCCCAAAUAGCACCCUAUUCCCUAUAUAGUGCACAACUUUAAACCAGGACCCAUAGGGCUCUGGUAAAAAGUAGUGCACAAUAUAUUUAAGCAAUAAGGCCCGAGGG
This is a messenger RNA of Oncorhynchus gorbuscha (pink salmon), 3733 nucleotides long. It is a transcript of the gene gbe1b, whose product is annotated as glucan (1,4-alpha-), branching enzyme 1b. Gene Ontology annotation, cellular component: cytoplasm. The transcript is spliced from 17 exons. Bases 330 to 2399 code for a protein of 689 amino acids. Lineage: Eukaryota; Metazoa; Chordata; Actinopteri; Salmoniformes; Salmonidae. The record is from RefSeq and is a predicted model, not a curated record. Gene Ontology annotation, molecular function: cation binding; 1,4-alpha-glucan branching enzyme activity; hydrolase activity, hydrolyzing O-glycosyl compounds. Gene Ontology annotation, biological process: glycogen biosynthetic process.